GAAAAGGCACCUCAAGAGGUCCUUAACGGCCAUCAGAGAGAAAUCACAACAACACGUCGACCUGACAGAAGGUCAGGAUGGUCCAGAAAAUACUAAACAAACUCGUCGGUGCCAAGUACAUUGGUAUUCUGAGGACGUGGGUACCAAAUAUGGUUGCCUGGGGAACGGUUGGUGGAGUGGCCCUCGUUCACUUCACAGACUGGCGGUUGAUUCUGGACUAUGUGCCAUACAUCAAAGGGAAGUUCAGCGACGAUGAGUAAAGUCCAACACAACAAAAAUGACCAGAGCUUGGGAAUGGGCACAUGGCUGGAUUUCUUUCACAUCGCAAGCUUAAAGUAUGAUGCCCUGGCCAAAAAAAUCCGUCACUGAGGGGCUUGUUAGGAGUUUGGACUACGAGGUGCACUCUGUAUAAAUGAUCCAGUAUUAUUUAAUGUGAAUAAAUCUUUAAUUUUGCUCCCAAUGUGUCCAGUUAUUCUGCAAAAAUGACAACUAUUAAAUGUUUGUAAUUGCUUGGUGAGAGGCUUUUUUUUUAAAUAAUUUUUUUUGUUUAAUGCUGAAAAAGGUGGAUUUUCUUUUGCAUGACAUGAAAGACUUUGUACAUCUGAUAUUUGCCAACUGGUCAUGACUAUUUGUACUUUUUAAAAGUAGUGUAAAAUAAAAAAUAUAUGUAUUGAAGAUA
Messenger RNA from Sebastes umbrosus (honeycomb rockfish), 679 nucleotides. RefSeq names its product cytochrome b-c1 complex subunit 10-like. The transcript has 3 exons. The coding region runs from base 78 to 260 and encodes 60 amino acids. NCBI's taxonomy places the organism in Eukaryota, Metazoa, Chordata, Actinopteri, Perciformes, Sebastidae. The record is from RefSeq and is a predicted model, not a curated record. Gene Ontology annotation, biological process: mitochondrial electron transport, ubiquinol to cytochrome c. Gene Ontology annotation, cellular component: mitochondrial inner membrane.